Messenger RNA from Trametes versicolor FP-101664 SS1, 1595 nucleotides. Its product is annotated as Prephenate dehydrogenase. Bases 128 to 1513 code for a protein of 461 amino acids. The transcript is spliced from 7 exons. Gene Ontology annotation, biological process: L-tyrosine biosynthetic process. The record is from RefSeq and is a predicted model, not a curated record. Gene Ontology annotation, molecular function: prephenate dehydrogenase (NADP+) activity; NAD+ binding; NADP binding. NCBI's taxonomy places the organism in Eukaryota, Fungi, Basidiomycota, Agaricomycetes, Polyporales, Polyporaceae.
UUCUCGCUUACAUCCCCACGGAGGCUGUCUGCGUAGAUAUAGUCGUCGCUACGGCGAUCCCGCCGCGGUCCUUUGACCUCACCCCGACUACCUCCCUUGCCACUAACUCAACAAGAACAGAGUAGAUAUGACUAUCAGGCCAGAUGUCACCCCUGAGUCGCCCGUGGACGAGCAGCCCGCGAUCGGCCUCAUUGGCAUGGGUGCCAUGGGCAACAUGUACGCGCGGCUCCUCUCCCAAGCAGGAUGGAAAAAGAUCUAUAUCUGCGACUUGCCCUCCAAAUAUGAGGCUCUAAAGGCGAAAUAUGAAGGCAUCUCGGGCAUCCAUGUACUCAAGGAUGGCCACCUCGUUUCCCGAGUUGCAGAUUGGAUCAUGUACUCGGUCGAGGCUGAGUACAUCGACAAAGUGGUGGCGCAAUACGGGCCAUCUACCAAGAUGGGAGCCAUCGUGGCAGGGCAGACAUCCGUGAAGGCGCCUGAGAAAGCAGCAUUCGAGAAAUAUCUUCCUGAAGAUGUGGAAAUCGUCUCAUGCCAUUCCUUGCACGGGCCGACGGUCUCACCCGUGGGACAGCCUCUGGUCCUAAUCAAGCACCGUGCAACGGACGACUCCCUGCGACUAGUGGAACAAAUACUCAAGCCGUUCCAUUCCCGAUACGUCUACCUUUCCUACGAAGACCAUGACAUCGUCACCGCGAACACCCAGGCGGUCACACACGCUGCGUUUCUGAGCAUGGGCACGGCGUGGCACAGCUCGCUCGCAUACCCCUGGGAGCACGGGCUGUACGUCGGGGGGAUCGAGACCGUCAAGGUCAACAUCAUGCUCCGCAUCUACUCGAACAAGUGGCACGUCUACGCCGGGCUCGCGAUCCUCAACCCCUCCGCGCGCGUGCAGAUUGACCAGUUCGCACGCAGCACGUCCGAGAUCUUCAAGCUCAUGCUCGCGAGCGACGCCGCCGGUCUGCGCACGCGCAUCUACGACGCGCGCCGCAUCGUCUUCGGCACUGCUCCCGACGCUCGCGUCCGCGCCCCGAUCCUGCUCUCCGAGGACCUGCUCGACCGCUUCAGCCUCGGCAAGAAGCCAAGCAGCGGGCUCUCGCCGACGACACGCCAGAGCGCUCCCCCGAAUUCGCACCUCUCGCUGCUCGCGAUGGUCGACUGCUGGGCGCGGCUCGGCAUCAAGCCGUUCGAGCACCUCGACCUCGCCGCGACGCCGAUCUUCCGCAUGUGGAUUGGGGUCGCCGAGUACCUCUUCCGCUCGGAGGCGCGCCUCGACGCUGCGAUCCACGCGGCGCUAUACGAGACUGCGCACCGCGCGGACGACCUCGAAUUCGUGGUCGGGGCGCGCGGGUGGAGCCAGUGCAUCUCGUUUGGGAACUUCGAGCUGUACCGGGAGCGGUUCAUGAACACGUCGGCGUUUUUUGAGAGCCGCUUUGAAGAGGCGACCAAGGUGGGGAGCGCGAUGAUACAAGCCCUCAUGGAUAGUUCUACGGACUUGGACUCGAAACCUCCGCCGUGAGGCUGUUUAUGUCGUUCUGACACAUGUACACCUACCCUCCACACUAUCGAUGUAGUUUCGCGCACGAAUAUUACCAGAAAAC